Nelumbo nucifera (sacred lotus) is the source of this 1716-nucleotide messenger RNA. RefSeq names its product phosphoribosylformylglycinamidine synthase. Lineage: Eukaryota; Viridiplantae; Streptophyta; Magnoliopsida; Proteales; Nelumbonaceae. The record is from RefSeq and is a predicted model, not a curated record.
UCUGACUCUCAUAUUCUCACUCUUUGUUGUUCGCAUACCGGCAUCCGUGUUCAUGAAAGCCGCAAGCUUAAUAGCAUUAUCGUCUUCAGUUUCUACUCCUCGCUGCCUCCAUGGGCGACAAUGUCGUCAUUUAAAGUAUACAGAUAUCCGGACCAUCGGAAUCUCUUGUUCUCUCCGUCGCCGAAAACCAAAGACUAAGACGAAACCGGCUUCCAAUGAAAAAAUUGAGAUGGUAAUCGACAUAGAAGAGAUAGCGAACCAAGCUUCUACAUCGCUGAGAAGGAUUAUCAGGUCAUCCGAAGUGAGAUUACAUCGAUUCGUUUCGUCCGGUAAGGAAGCUAUCAGGGAUUUGCAGGCUCUGGUUAUGAUCGAUAGCGACCGGAGGAUUGUAAUCUCUUGUCGACGUUCUUCGCUGCUGUUCUUGGCGAAUUUUGUGCUGUGGAGUUGCGUCAUUGUGUUUUCUGUGAGGGUUCUGGUGGACUUAGGGUUUAGGUUUGGGUCUAGACUUGGAUUUGGGUAUGGAAGUCUGAUUUGGAGGAGGGAUCGGAGUCUUGGAGGUAGAGAGGUGGUUGUCGGGGGGAGAUUUAGGGGGAGUGAAGAAAGGAAGAAGAACUUAAGUGUUUCCGUUAAUCCUCUUUCACCUGCUCGAGUAAUGGUGACGAAAGUCGAAGAAAUGCAGCCGCAAAAACGUGUCACAGUACGAGAGAAGAAGCUCCCUAGUUGGUGGCCAGUUUCGCUUCCUUCGCCGACCCUAAUGGUUAACAAGGAGGAGUUGCAGAGGGAGGCGAAUAGAAUUAUUAGAGCAAUCAUGGAUAACAAAAUGAGCGGGAGGGACUUUAUGGAAGAAGAUGUCAUGCAUUUACGUCAAAUAUGCAAAACUUCUGGCGCAAGGGUUUCAAUGGAGACAGCUAAUGCACGGAGUUCUUUCUAUCGUACUUCAGUUGAAUUGGUUCUGAACACUUGCAUCAGUUCAAUGAGCUAUAAACCUGUUCAGAUGGGUGGUGAAGAUGCACGACAAUUUGUUGCUGGGCUUGCUGAUAACAUUGGGCUUGAGGACAUUGAUGCUGUGAGAAUUGUGUCAGCAACGGUUGCAGCACGCACACGCUCACGCUUUUUGCAGGCUUGGGCAUUUGAAAUGCAAGGAAGUCAUUCUGAAGCAAUGGUAGAACUAUCAGGAAUCUGUCUCAUUCACCAGAUAUUUCCUCCUGAAGAAUCCUCUCCUGAGAUGGACAUGGUGGCUCGUGGUCUUAAAAAACAAUUAAGAGAAGAUCAAAGGAAAUUUCUAUUGAAUCUGCUUGUUGGGGUAUGUGGUGCUAAGAGUCGCAGAAGUGCAGCAGAAGCUCUUGGUCUAGAUGUCUACUAGAAAUGAUCACUUGAUGGUGAGCUUUGGUCCUGCUGUAUACAAUUCAAUGUCCGUAUUGCUGAGAAGAUUUGGAGUUUGACUGCAUGUGAUUCUGUAAGUACACUUCAAACUGACAUUUUCAUUUUCUUAAAUAAGGCUUUCCAUUUUUUGCAACUACUAUACCAUAUUACAAAAUUCCAUAUCGUUCAUUGUAAUUUUCUGAUUUCAUUUUCUUUUGGAGGGAUGCUUUUCUGAGUUUUGUAUUCCCUGACAUUGGUUACCAAAAGAUCUGCUAGUCAUAGUAACAUUAUUAGUUAUUAUCAAAACAAUCAUGUAAAUAUUAUCCAAAAAAAAAUAGUAACGUAUUAGUAAUU